CUCUCUCUUUCGCUCUCUCUCUCUCUGAGAUUUCGAUCGCCGUCAUUUUUGGCCGUCAUAGCCGUAACCGUCGCCGUCAAAUGGCGACGGGGUGGCUGAAGUCCCUGCACUGCAAGUCUAAAGCGGUGGAAGACGUGUACCCACUGGCGCCGUCAGCAUCAUCUUCUUCGUCUACUAAGAAGCCGCUGCUCUCUUCCGUCGUCUGCGGUAAUACCUAUCACGCCGUGGAGGACGUCGUCUUCCUUUUACUUAAACACCCGUCGUUCCGAUCCACCGCCUCCUCCGUCCCCAAGAGACCCCGGCAAAGAACGAGGCCAAAGUCCAGGCACAUACCAAGGCCAGCACGCCCGUGCGCUUCGGCGGCGUCGGCGUCGAUGCCGGAUGGGCUCGUAGGACCCGUCCAUGCGGAUCCCUUCCGGACUCUGGUGGAGCUGCCGAUGGGCCACUCCUCGCGGCGGGUGGUGGAGAUCAUCUUCAGCUCGACCUGGUCCUCCUCGGGGGGAGGCGGAGGCGGCGCCGUCGCAGCGGAGAUCGAGAUGCUGUUCCGGGUCCACAACCCGGCCCGGACAGUGGCGCGGUUCGAGGAGCACCGGGCGACGGUCCGCGCCCGGGCCGCCCGCUCCAACGACGCGCGCUGCGCUGCCGACGGGAACGAGAUGAUGCGGUUCCAGUGCGGGGCCGCCGGGGGCUUGGUCUACGACGCCGGGGUGGCGCGCAGCGUAGUGUGGUCGGCGGGGAUGAAGGUGGAGGGGGUCCGGACCUUCGCGGGCAGCGGCGGCGCGCACGCCAGCGGAGGCGGCGGGGCCGGGCGGAAGUCGAUGCUGGUGUGCCGGGUCAUCGCGGGCCGGGUCAGGGGCGAGUCGGACCACGAGGCGGAGGCCGAGUCGGUGAGCUUGGGGAACGGGGAGCUCGUGGUAUUCGAUCCCGGGGCGGUGCUCCCCUGCUUCCUAGUCAUCUACAACCUAUAAGUCUCCCUCCUCAGUACUCUCGCUCGUGGCACGCUCUGACUCGGCGUGCCAGCAGCUACCGUUAGACCAUGUUUCGUGGUGUACAAUUUUCUCUUUUUUAUUUUCUUUUUAUGUUUUGUCUGUUUGUUCUGAAGUGUGCGUUGAGUGUGACUCGUAUAAUUGUCUCGUGUUGUGAGUGACUUGUCGUCUUCUUCUUGUUGGUAUAUUUGUUUGGUGUGAAGCAGAACA
Messenger RNA from Musa acuminata subsp. malaccensis (wild Malaysian banana), 1196 nucleotides. RefSeq lists its product as uncharacterized. The record is from RefSeq and is a predicted model, not a curated record. Lineage: Eukaryota; Viridiplantae; Streptophyta; Magnoliopsida; Zingiberales; Musaceae.